AUGGCCCCCCGUGGACGCUCCCUCCAGCAAGGCCUCGAUCGAGACAUCUACCAGAUUGUCCGCAAAUACCUCGACGACAAAAACGAGUCGCCUCUCAAACUCCGCAUCUCCACUGUCCAGGAGCAUAUCCAGAGAUCCAACUCCAGCCUGAAGAGACGGCCGAAGAAGCAGCUGGAGGACUCGAUCGAACGCGUCAUCGACGUUAUGCGCGAGGACGAAGAGAUCAGCGACGAGAUUGCCGACAUCGACGGCGAUUUUGGCGAACCGGAAGAGAAAGCCUCAAAAGAGAGCAAGUCGGCCGACUUCAUGAACAAGCAGAUCAUUGGCGCCUGGGCCACCUCCGGUGCCGUCGCCCCCUCCACGGCCAAUGGUGACAAGGACAAGAGCAAGAAACGUGAGAGCGCUCGGGGCGGAGAGAGGGACAGCAAAAGACAGAAAAAGACGGAGUCGAAAGAGUCCAAAAUCGACGUUGCGCCGCCUACUGGCGUCAGCCUGGAGGAUCUCGGUGGUGUGAGCAAGGUCAUGAAUCAGCUGAAGGAGCACCUCGUACUGCCGCUGCUCUGUCCCGAGGAGUAUGUCCAGCGAGAGAUUCCCAUUCCGCGAGGCAUCCUGCUGCAUGGCCCCCCCGGAUGCGGAAAGACGGUCAUCUGCCGAGCAGCUGCGGCCGAGCUGGGCGUGCCGUUCAUCGAGAUCCUCGGCCCGUCUGUCGUCUCGGGCAUGUCUGGAGAGUCGGAGAAGCAGAUCCGCGAGCACUUUGAGCGCGCCAAGGAGGUGGCGCCCUGCCUCAUCUUCAUCGACGAGAUCGACGUAAUCGCACCCAAGCGCGACAACGCGCAGAGUCAGAUGGAGAAGCGCAUCGUCGCUCAGCUCCUCAUCUCCAUGGACAGCUUGGCAAUGGAAGGCAACGAUGGAAAGCCUGUCAUCGUUCUCGCAGCAUCCAACCGACCGGACAGUCUGGAUCCCGCACUGCGUCGCGGAGGACGAUUCGACACCGAGAUCAACAUGGGCGUCCCCAACGAAGCCAUGCGCGAGUCGAUCUUGCGAGCAUUGACGCGCAAGCCCAAGCUCUCCGAGGACGUCGACUUCGCUGCUCUCGCCAAGAUGACCGCCGGUUUCGUCGGCGCCGACUUGAAGGACCUGGUCAGCAAAGCAGGCACCUGGGAAAUGGAGCGGUACCGCGAGGCCCUGGAACUGCAAGCCGCGGCAAACGAGACGGAAAUGGAAGUCGACACGACCAAAGUCACCGCCGACGACGUCGAGACCAUACGCUCCUGGCGCCGCCUCGUCCUGCGCGUGCGCGACAAGGACGCCACGCGCCCCGCCGGCUUCGAAGACUCGGUCAUCUCAAUGGAAGCCUUCCAAGCCGUCCUGCCCACCAUCACGCCCUCCUCGAAGCGCGAAGGAUUUGCCACUGUGCCGGAUACCACGUGGCGCGACGUCGGCGCGCUCGAAGGCGUCCGCGACGAGCUCGAAAUGGCCAUUGUCGAGCCCAUCCAGAACCCGCAACGCUACGCCAAAGUCGGCAUCUCAGCGCCCACGGGCGUGCUCCUCUGGGGCCCCCCAGGGUGCGGUAAGACACUCCUCGCCAAAGCCGUCGCUGCCGAGUCGAAAGCAAACUUCAUCAGCGUCAAGGGUCCCGAGCUGCUGAACAAGUACGUCGGCGAAUCCGAGCGCGCCCUACGCCAAGUAUUCAUGCGCGCCCGCAGCUCGGUGCCGUGCGUGAUAUUCUUCGACGAACUCGAUGCGCUCGUGCCCAAGCGCAGCUCCGAGCUACACGAAGCCUCAGCGCGCGUCGUCAACACGCUGCUCACGGAGCUCGACGGCCUCAGCAUGCGCGAAGGCAUCUACCUCAUCGCAGCCACCAACCGGCCCGAGAUGAUCGACGAAGCAAUGCUGCGCCCCGGCCGUCUGGAAACCCUGCUCUACGUCGAGCUGCCCAAGCCCGAGGAGCGCGUCGAUAUCCUGCGCGCGCUUAUCCGGCAGCGCGGUGUUGUCAGCGAGGACCUCGCGGCCGUCGCUAGGCUGCCCGCCUGCGACAACUUCUCCGGCGCGGAUCUCGAGAGCUUGCUGCGCAAGGCAGGGCAGGCGGCGCUUAGGCGGAAGGCGGAUGUCGUUGAGGAGAGGGAUGUGCUGGAAGCGGUCAAGACCAUCCGGCCGAGCGUGGGCGAUGUUAAGAAGUAUGAGGAUUUGAGGAGGAGGUUUGAGACGAAGCUGUUCUAG
This is a messenger RNA of Didymella exigua CBS 183.55, 2220 nucleotides long. Its product is annotated as AAA-domain-containing protein. Gene Ontology annotation, biological process: ribosome biogenesis. Gene Ontology annotation, cellular component: nucleus. Gene Ontology annotation, molecular function: RNA binding; ATP hydrolysis activity; preribosome binding. Bases 1 to 2220 code for a protein of 739 amino acids. NCBI's taxonomy places the organism in Eukaryota, Fungi, Ascomycota, Dothideomycetes, Pleosporales, Didymellaceae. The record is from RefSeq and is a predicted model, not a curated record. The transcript is spliced from 2 exons.